This is a messenger RNA of Thrips palmi, 3162 nucleotides long. Its product is annotated as M-phase inducer phosphatase. NCBI's taxonomy places the organism in Eukaryota, Metazoa, Arthropoda, Insecta, Thysanoptera, Thripidae. Gene Ontology annotation, molecular function: protein tyrosine phosphatase activity. Gene Ontology annotation, cellular component: nucleus; cytoplasm. The record is from RefSeq and is a predicted model, not a curated record. Bases 480 to 2144 code for a protein of 554 amino acids. The transcript is spliced from 7 exons. Gene Ontology annotation, biological process: G2/M transition of mitotic cell cycle; positive regulation of G2/MI transition of meiotic cell cycle; protein dephosphorylation.
GCAGGUUGGCAGCAGUGGCCGGCUAGCGCGGGCUGGGAGGGGAAAGGGUUGUGGAAAGUUGUAAACGAAUCGUGCGUGGAACUUGGCCUCGCUGGCGUUUUCUCGCGAGUUCGGACCUUUUUUCCUCGUCCGGUGACCGGGCGAGUGUGGCGCGAGUGUGAAAAGGAACAGGCGGCUGAUUGAGGCCGAGGCCAGGCGGCCCAGUUCUUCAAGUCCGGAUAGGACCCCGUCCGUGAUGGGCUGCGCGAUGCGUCGCUCUUAUCUCCGUGGCGACACAUUCGCCAGGCUCGUGCUGUAGCGCUCGCCGAGCGCAGCCAGUGCCGACGAUGCCCGUCCCGUCCAACGCGUGAAGGUGCUUGUCUAACUAAGCCGAGUGGCGAAGGCAAACUCUGGGCCAAGUGAGGCUACUGAAGACAGCCUUCAAGCAAAGCGCACUGACCAGCAGGAGCAGGAGUGCGAGCGGCCCUAUCUCACGCCGAAUGAGUCUGUCGGCAGCCAUCGACAGGGCCAGGGCUAGCCCAAGCCCUGUCCUGGGUGACUUCGACAAGGAGAAUGUCACUACCUUUGACAAAACUGACCUGUUCCUGGCCAGCCCCAUCAAAAGCUUCUCAAGCCCUUCCAAGUUUGGUGCCAUCCGGCAAGCUAUCAGCCCAAGGCUGAGGCUACCGCUGGAAGAUCAGGACCCCAACUCCCAAGAUAGCGGCUACGGUGCUUGCUUUGCUGGUGAAGAUGCCAAGUCCAGCUUCCGCUUUGCUGAGCCCCUUCGUAUGGCUCCAAGAAAGACACCAAUCGAACCAUCGCCAAGGAAGGAGCUCACUCCAUCACCUCAAAGCAAACGCGCCUCAUCCUUGCAGCCAUCUUCUCUUUACAGUAGAUCAUCGAGUUCAGGAAGUGAAUCAAUCGAUGAUGGCUUCAUGGAGCUCUUCAUGAGUGAAAAAGUGGAUGAGGACACUCAGGUUCCCAUUGGAAUGAGUGAUCUCCUCUCCGGGGACAUCCACAAAGACAGAUUAUCUCUGGGCAGCACAGCAAGCAAUAGCCUGUCCCCGUACUCUGAUAGCCCUAUGCUGGAACAAUUGCAAGCUUGUCCAACUGAAGAUUUCCCCAAGCCUUCUUUCCGCCGUUCCUUGUCUACCUCAGAUAGCUUUACACCUGCUUCUAGCAGAGUAGUCAAGGUUCGCACUUCUUUAUUCAAGCAGUCCAGUGUUGUUAGGACGUUGGACCACUCUUCUGAUUUUGCCCCAACCCCUGAGGCGUCUCCCGUCUCUCAACUUGCCUCCAACGCUCUUUCCUCUCUGCACCUGUCCAGCGGGGGCUCCUUCAAGCGCCCUGAACCUCCGACUGACAAGCACAGCCCCAUUCAAGUCAAGAGGCGGAAGUUCCUGCAGUGCAUUCAAGAUAACCUCAACACUUCACCUCAGAGCCCCCUGCAAGUUUCCCAUAAACCAACACCACCCAAAUUCCAGCGCUGCUUCUCGGAGACUGAAGCAACUAUCAAAUCGGCCCUUCUGAGGGCCUCUACCAACCCUGAUCUUAUCGGUGACUUCAGCAAACCAUUCGCCCUUCCUCUCAUGGAAGGACGCCACCAAGAUCUCAAGAGCAUCUCUGUGGACACCCUUGCUGCACUGAUGAGGGGAGAAUUCAAGGAUGAAAUUGCCAGCUUCACAAUUGUGGAUUGCAGAUAUCCCUAUGAAUUUGAGGGUGGUCACAUUCGUGGUGCCAAGAACUUCUACACAAAGGAGCAAAUUUACAAGGAGUUUGUGAACACCAAGGAUGGAGUAAACAAGCCUGACUCCUCAGAUUCUAAUGUUGGCAACAAGCGCAGUAUUUUAAUCUUCCAUUGUGAAUUUUCGUCAGAGAGGGGACCUAAUUUGUCUCGCUUUUUGAGGAAUUCUGACCGCGACACUAAUAAGGAAUGCUAUCCCUCAUUAGAUUUUCCUGAGAUGUACCUACUGAAUGGUGGUUACAAGCAAUUUUAUGAGCAAUAUCAAAGUCUCUGUGACCCUCAAGCCUAUCGGCCAAUGACACACCCAGACCACGAAAACGAUCUCCGCAAAUUUAGGUCUAAGAGUAAAUCAUGGAAUGGUGGUGAUGGCAAGAAUAGAUUAUAUCCUCGAGGUGUAGGAAUGAAGCGUCUCGGUCUUUGACUUGGCACUUUUGUGCACAAUUAGGUAGAAUUUUCAAUUUUUCAAUUUUGUGGGAAAGUGGGGUGUUUACUUUUUUUCUUUUUUUAAUUUUGUGAUUCCUAAACUCUGUUUUGCUGGAGGUGCUGAUCAGCUUGAUAACUUACUGACUUACUCAGAGGUAUUUUUAAUUUGUUGUGCUCUAAUUGUUAUUUUUAUUUUUUGUUAGUUUGAUCAGCAUUUUGUUUUGAAUGUUUCAUGAUGUAGCUUCCAUGUACAAGUAAGCCUCCACCCUGGCUUUCAUGAUAUGUUAAGGUAAAACAGAUGUUUAUCUACUUCUUGCAGUUGGUUUUGAAAUGGAGUUUCUUAAGUGAUUCUUUUGUAAGUGGCAGCUUUAUUGACUUUAAUUCGCUCUCGUGGAAAAUGUCUAUCUAGUCCUAUAAUGAAGUCUGCCUUCGUAAUUCAAAUCGAAUUUGUUCCCCAUUUUGUUUGCUUUCUUGAGACUCCUGACAAAACCAUGCAACGUUAGUUAUUGAAAAGAAUUCGAUGUGAUUUAACUUAAUUAAUCGAUCUCAGGUCCAUUACUGGGCUGUAUAUGAGUUAUUAGUCUGCUAUUAUUCUGUAUCAUGUUGAGAAGGUGUAUUUGUGUGACAUUGCGUACCAUUCUUGGUCUUAAAUUAAUUUAUACUUUCAGGCAUUCUUAAAAAAAGUCUUUUACAUUUGGCUCUUGGUUGACUUUCAUUUGUCUCAAAUUUAUUGUAGUGCAAUAUCCAAAUUGUGUUUUAUUCUGUUGAUUUUCACUGAAUGGUACUGCAAGUGAAUACUGGUUAAGUGGUGUUCUCUGUGUGUAACUGUCUAAACAAGUUGUUUUCUUUCUUUUUUGUGUUCCUCAAAUUAUUGGGGUAUCCUGAGUCAACUUAAAUCUUAAUGUGGAUAGAUGUCUUAACCGGUUGAUGAAACCAUUUUAUUGAAAAGACUUUAUAUAUUUGCAGAAUUUUAAACUCUGUUUUCAUCACAAAUAAAUAUUUAUAUUUUAAAUCGA